CCUAUGUCGUCGUCACACUUCCUGAUAUGAAAACUGAAACUCCGAAGGACAAAAAAUGCGAUGAUAAAUGCAAAAAACAAACCAAUUUCACGUAUCCACACAUAGGCCUACAACACGGACAGGAACAGUCAUGAUGGAAUGAAAGAACUCACCAUAGACAUGUAGUCUAUGGAAGUCACACCGUCUUCCUCAUUGAACAAAAGGACCCAUGCACCUCCACCCUGGACUUUGGGCCUGGGCCCUCCUCCCUCCACCCAACUUAUAGGCCAGGCCUACUGGCACCACCACCCCGCACACACAGGAUACACUCUGGCCUACAGAUACUGAGGAUGCUGCCUAGACAUGGCCAGUGAAGAUGGACUCAACACCGAGGGUGGCCUCUCUUGUCCACAAGGGGUCAGUAUCACAGGUUCCCAGGGAGGUCAGGUGUGCGCUCCAGUGCUGUUGCACACCACUGUCCAAGGAAACGUCAACAUAUCCUUGAGCUCCUCAGGUGGCGGGGCAUGUGCAUCAUCUGCUACGGCUUCUAAAGAUGACAUUGAUGUCAAAUCUGUUAUGUUGGACUACAAGGAGUCCAUCCUCUCCAGGUAUGAAACUGUGGAGGAGUACAACUCCCUCCCAUGCGAGGACGUACGGUUGGCCGAUCGCUACACACAACUGCUGAUGGUGCAGAAGCACCGGCCCCGGGAGAAGAGGGUGGAGGAGAUCUGCACCAGAGGAGAUGCCUUCCAUCAGGUCCUUCUCACCAGAGAUGCAAAAGAUUAUGAGAGCAUUCGCAUGGAGAAUUUUUUCAGCCCCACCGACAAGGGGGAGGCCCCAAGGGCCGUGCUCCUUCAGGGGCAUUCGGGGAUGGGCAAGUCAUUCACAGCCCAGAAGAUAAUGCAAGACUGGGCGUCAGGAAGGCUCUAUGCCAACUCCUUCGAGGUUGUGUUCCACCUGAAGUGCAAGGAGCUUAACCUGUCCAGGGGGGAGCAGAGCUUGAUGGAUCUGCUCCAGUUGGAGUCUGUUUUUGUACCAGCUAUGCAUGAAGUGCUCAACAAGUACCCACAGAAAGUCCUUUUUCUGGUUGACGGCUUUGAUGAACUCAGGUUACCCUUGGACAUCAGCUCAUCUUUACCCACUGAUGCGUUCACCAAGGCUCCGGUGGCUGCUGUCCUGAGUGCCCUGCUACAAGGCAAGAUCCUGUCCAGAUCUUCCCUCCUUGUCACCUGCAGGUCCACUGUCUCAGACAAGCUAAGCAAACUCCUCAAACGACCCCAGCGCUUCACAGAGAUCCUGGGUUUCUCUGAAGAGGGAGUGGAGGAGUACUUUUACAAGUUCUUUAAUGAUCAGAAGUUGUCCUCACAGGCAUUUGACACCGUAAGGUCGAACGAACACCUCUUUGCAGCUUGCUUCGUCCCCAUCAUUUCUUGGAUUGUCUGCACCGUUUUUAGAGAGCGUUUUGGCUAUGAGAUGGAACUGACCACUACCACAUCUGUAUUUGUGCACUUCGUGUCAAUUCUGCUGGAGCACCACUGUCAUGGUUUUAGUCAGCCAGUGCCCUCUCUGCUGAGGAGCCUAGGUCAGCUAGCAGAGAAAGGAAUCUUGGAACAAAAUGUCCUCUUUGAAGAGAGAGAGGUAAUAGACAUGGUUCCAGAUCCAGUCAGUGUUCCCUUCCUGUGCAAAUUUUUGGUUAAGAAAAAUGUUGCAAAGAAAACAAUGUUCAGUUUCAUGCAUCUCAGUUUUCAGGAGUUUUUCACAGCCCUGCUCUAUGCCACUGCAGAGGAAGAGGAGGGACAGAGUAAGGUGGAGAACCUUCUCCAGAGAGAAGCGAGAGGGGAUCACCACCUCCUUCCUGUCAUUUAUUUUCUCUUUGGUCUGUCGAACAAAGAGUUGGGAAGCACACUCACAGAGAGCGUACAUCUGUCAAUCUCUGCUACCCUACAAACUCAGCUUGAAAAAUGGAUUGAUCAACUCAACAGAAAAACG
Engraulis encrasicolus (European anchovy) is the source of this 1968-nucleotide messenger RNA. Its product is annotated as NACHT, LRR and PYD domains-containing protein 1 homolog. The transcript is spliced from 6 exons. Gene Ontology annotation, cellular component: cytoplasm. The annotation marks the transcript as partial. The record is from RefSeq and is a predicted model, not a curated record. NCBI's taxonomy places the organism in Eukaryota, Metazoa, Chordata, Actinopteri, Clupeiformes, Engraulidae.